GGCUUUCUGCGCCCGCCUCCCCCUCCGUCCCCGGGGCUGCAGGAAGAUGGCGAAGACCUACGACUACCUCUUCAAACUGCUCCUGAUCGGGGACUCCGGGGUGGGCAAGACAUGCGCGCUCUUUCGCUUCAGCGAGGACGCCUUCAACGCCACCUUCAUCUCCACCAUCGGCAUCGAUUUUAAGAUCAGGACCAUCGAGCUGGACGGCAAGAAGAUCAAACUGCAGAUAUGGGAUACAGCAGGGCAGGAGCGCUUUCGGACCAUCACGACCGCUUACUACCGAGGAGCGAUGGGCAUCAUGCUGGUCUACGACAUUACCAAUGAGAAAUCGUUUGAAAACAUUCGGAACUGGGUCAGAAAUAUUGAAGAACACGCAUCACCAGACGUAGAAAAAAUGAUCCUCGGAAACAAGUGUGACAUGAACCACAAGCGUCAGGUUUCCCUGGAGCAAGGGGAGAAGCUGGCUAUGAGCUUUGGGGUUAAGUUCAUGGAGACGAGCGCGAAGGCCAACAUCAAUAUAGAAAAUGCAUUUUUUACUCUUGCUAGAGACAUCAAAGCAAAAAUGGACAAGAAAUUGGAACUGAAUAGUCCUCAAGGCAUCAGCCAGGGAGUCAAGAUCAGCCCGGUCCCGGAGAAGAAAACCAGUUUUUUCCGAUGUGACCUCCUCUGAGGAUGUCGCCUUACUGGGAGCUUCUUCUCAGCCUUUCCGGGUUGCACCUGCUUGCAGACGGGUUCUGGAUCUGACCCCCACACACACAACACACGACCUGUGGUCGGCACCAGGCCCGCAGCUACGACAGAAUGAAGAAAAGCAGCUUCCGCUCCCCCCCAAGUGAUUGACUCACCUGCCUCGGGAUCCCUUCCACCCGCCUGAAAACAUGGGUGGCUCAAGGAUGUGGGGGUCACGGAAUGGGGAACUUUCGGAUCAAAUUUCUCUCUCGCUCCGGGAGGCCUUUGAUUUGGCGGAAUAACUGUAAAUCUGUGAUUGAAAGAGAUAACAGGAUGUAAAAACGGGUACAGCGUCGAAUUUUGUAACGGAUCAGCACCUGUCUUCUUUCCAAAGCCAGAAAUCUCACUUAUCUUUGUGUGGAGGAAGGCUGUCCUCUUCGCCAGCUUGGGGUACUUCUAGGCACUCCCAUUUCGGAAGUGCCGUCUGGAAAUAAAAUUUAUUUUUGUAGAGAAACCAAA
Molecule: messenger RNA, 1188 nt
Organism: Pogona vitticeps (central bearded dragon)
Lineage: Eukaryota; Metazoa; Chordata; Lepidosauria; Squamata; Agamidae
Gene: RAB8A
Product: RAB8A, member RAS oncogene family
Molecular function (GO): GTP binding; GTPase activity
Source: RefSeq, a predicted model, not a curated record